This is a messenger RNA of Fusarium oxysporum Fo47, 2706 nucleotides long. RefSeq names its product transcription factor domain-containing protein. Bases 76 to 2466 code for a protein of 796 amino acids. Gene Ontology annotation, biological process: regulation of DNA-templated transcription; DNA-templated transcription. The transcript is spliced from 5 exons. The record is from RefSeq and is a predicted model, not a curated record. Gene Ontology annotation, molecular function: DNA binding; DNA-binding transcription factor activity, RNA polymerase II-specific; zinc ion binding. Lineage: Eukaryota; Fungi; Ascomycota; Sordariomycetes; Hypocreales; Nectriaceae.
CCUCUUAUGACGUUAUUUUAUCCCUUUGUCAUUCUCCGCAUGAUUUCACGUCAGUGAAUUUCUGCAUACUCACACAUGUCCUCCUCAUCUUCACACCCGUUUAUUAGCGACAACCAAUCGCCUUUGAGCGGUUUCAAACUUCGUAAACUUCGACCAGCUCCAGGGCCGAGUUCUGGGGGGACUAGUUCUGACUCCAGUCAAGGACCAUCGCUCCAACCUCGUCUCCUUCCCCGCGCCAAUCUAACAAAAAUCGCCUGCGAACCGUGUCGGAGACGAAAGGCCAAAUGUUGUGGCGAACGUCCAAAAUGCAAAGCUUGUAUCAACAAAGGUCUCGAGUGCCAUUACCAGGCUUCCGAUCAAGACCUGUUUGACCUAAAGCGCAAACACGAUGAAAUACAGGAAAGGGCCAACAUUUACGAACGGCUCUACGACCUUCUGAUGAAUCUACCAGAACAAGACUCGCAUGCCAUCCUCCGCAGACUUCGCAAAGGCACUGAUGGUGCCACAACCAUUCUGCAGGGGGAUGACGGCGACCUUCUCUUACAAGUAGCAUCGGCGUUAAAUACACGACCGUGCAAGGGACAAGACGUCGAAAACUUGUCUGAUUGGCUUCGUGGGGCGCUGCCCUCGGGUGGUGGUGGGUUGUCUGUCGUUGCCACGCCAGGUAGCCAUAACGCCAACCUCAGUGACGCUUCCGCCUCUACGCCUGCGGGCGGUACUUCGGCGGCCGCAUCUUGUCCCCUAAGCUUGGGACCUGGGAACGCCACGGGUAGUAAUCCUGACCCGAAAGUAAUGAGCUCUUCGGAAAAUCGUCGAGGGCCGUCACACUCUCGGAAUGCAUCAUGGGUCGAGGGCAUGCAGGAUGACCAUAUGCCUGCUGGACUACCCCGAUCCCAUGGGCUAGAUCAUGUUCCAUUUGUUUUAAACCAACGAGAAUGGGAGCAUCAUCCUUCGGCAUGGACCGCCAUUACCAAUAACAUCAACUUGAUACUACAUCUUCUUGCUUUGUACUUUUGCUGGGAGUAUCCAGUAUUCGCACCUCUUAGCAAAAGGCAUUUCCUUCAAGAUUUUCGCGAUGGAAGACACAGAUAUUGCUCGCCCUUACUUGUUAAUGCGUUGCUUGCCCUUGGCUGCCGCUUUUCCACCAAUCUUAUUACUAGGACUGAUUCUGAAGACCCACAGUCGGCAGGCGACCACUUCUUUAAAGAGGCGCAGCGGCUCUUUGACCAAGAGACAGAUCACCACUCUCUAACGACAAUCCAAGCCUUGGGAAUCAUGUCGAUUCGAGAAGCUAAUUGUGGUCGAGGCUCAGAGAGUCGGUAUUAUGCGGGACAGAGCAUACGGCUGGCUUUUGAGAUGGGCCUGCAUCGUACCCCCGAUAAUGGAGAUCAGGAGGAGCUUGCUGUUCAGUUGGCGACUUUCUGGGGCGCAUUUUCUCUAGAUAAUGUGUCUUCUCUGGUAACGGGUUCAUUGCCUAAUUGUUCUUAUACCCUGCACUUGCCAUCUAAGCCUGCUGUUGUAAGAGAUGUUGAGGCAUCAGUCUGGGUUCCUUACACAGAUGACGAUGCGCCACUGCAGCUACAGUAUGAGCAGCCAUCUAAUGAGCGGUCGGUAUAUAAGUGCCUCUGUGAGCUAAGUGAACGGGUACACAAAUCUCUAUACCUUCUGCACUCACCUAGAAAUACCUUAACAGCACAGGGCCUACUGGGCAUCUAUACAGAGUACCUCGACUGGUACAACGGAGUGCCCGAAGUCCUGCGGCUCGGUCACAACUUUACUCCGGCAGUGCUAUUCGCCCACAUGUACUACCACUUUGCAACCUUACUACUCUUUUGGCCCUUUGUUAACUUGCGUAUUAUCGAGUCUGAGGUAUCACCGCGAGACGUCUGUUUACAGGCUGCAAAUGCCAUACAGGGCUUUCUCACAUCCUACUCGCGGAUAUACCCACUGAAGUUGGCGCCGUCUUUCGUGCCAUACUUCGCGCUGGCCUCAUCCAUCAUCCACCUUGCUCUCAUGGCCGGAACGGUACAGGCACACAAGUUAGGCACGGCAGCGAGGACUGACCUUCACCUCUCUGAGGCAGUGAAGCAGGGUAUCGAUGGACUUGCAGAAAUGGCGCGUUACCAUCACGUUGCCGAACAAGCCCUCCACCUUCUCCGCCAUCUGGCUAAGGAGUGGAACACUGAUGUCAAUAUUGAGAUAGGCGCUGCUCUAGAUCUAGAGGAGUACGAGAGGCUUGGCAGAUCAUUCGGUGGUAUUGUCAAUUUCUUUGCGCCCACUAUGGUUGCCCAGGUCUCUGUUCCCGACACCAUUACGGAUAAAGAUGUUAGAGAAACAGCGCCGUGUCAACCCGGAAAGGCAGUAGAGAACUUGGAGGACCUGCUCUUUUUGCCAUCCGCUAUGCAGGGGCUUCCAAUGCUCUCAAAGGACGAGGCACUAGCGGAGGCAGGCUUUGCCGUAUUAUGAAAACCUGCUCAUGCCUUGUCUGUUCCUGUGAGGUGAAUAGCUUCGUCCCUACGCGUAUGUGUUCUGGGUCACUAAAAUGCGUAUCACUGCAUGCUGUGAUGCCCAUGGCCGAUAAGCAUCUGUAGAAGUUUACUAUGAAUCCGACUUCGCUAUGCUUGUCAAUACCAGCGUAGUAGGCUUUUAUAUGACUGCCCCUAUAUUUCUCUUAAAUCUCAAUAUACUAAUCGAACUGUAAAGGCA